Molecule: messenger RNA, 507 nt
Organism: Pyricularia oryzae 70-15
Lineage: Eukaryota; Fungi; Ascomycota; Sordariomycetes; Magnaporthales; Pyriculariaceae
Exons: 2
Coding region: 1-393 (130 amino acids)
Source: RefSeq, a predicted model, not a curated record
AUGGUCUCCUUCACCCACGUCCUCGCCCUCGCCGCCGCCAGCUUCGCCGCCGCAGGCCCCAUCUCCCAGGAGUCGCAGUCCCUCGAGCGUCGGGCGCAAGACUGGACCUGCCCCAGCUUCACCCACGUCAACGCCGACUACAACCCGCUGGGCUGCUGCGUCUACGGAAACAACGCCGUUGAAUGCUGCAACCUCCCCGGCAAGCUCUUCAACGGCCAGCCCUACAACGCCCAGUCGCUGUCCUGCGACAGCGAGUGGUUUAGCAGCCUCGGCAAGUGGACGCUCCUUUGGGACUGCGCCCAAGGCUUCAAGUCUGGCGCCGCCUGCGUGGGCGUGCCCAAGAUGCCCAAGGUGACGAUCACCUGGCCCGUGGAGCCCCAGAGCGGCAACUAGGCUGGUUGAGGAGGGAUUAGGUUGGGGGUUUAUCUGUGACUAUCAUGGGCAUUUGAAGUUGGUCAGCUUUUAGCGUCUGGGUUUUUGUCUUGAGAAAUAUAUGUGUGCGAUGAC